UCGGAUGGUUAAAAUAGCCGUACAGUUCAAGCUGUGUCGUGAAAAUCAAACACGAGUUUAUAAACAUCAGUUGCGUAUCAAUACGGGAAUGGGAGAGCAGCCGUUGAGAGUGCUUGCAUGUGGCGAUGUGGUAGGACGAAUCAACGCUCUCUUCAACCGUGUGCGGGCCAUUCAGAAAAAGAGCGGCCAGUUUGACCUGCUGCUAUGUGUAGGUGACUUCUUCGGCUCCUCGGCUGAGGCCGAGGCAGAAUGGCAGGAGUUCAAAUCUGGAGCAAAAAAAGCACCCAUCCACACCUACAUCCUUGGGGCUGCCAGCCAGGAAACAGUAAAGUACUUCCCCAGUGCAGAUGGUUGUGAGCUGGCUGACAACAUCACCUACCUGGGGCGCCGGGGUGUGUUCACGGGGGCGUCAGGGCUACAGAUAGCGUACGUGAGCGGGCGAGAGGCCCUCCAGGAACCGGCUCCAGCGCACUGUUUCAGCCCCAAAGACCUAGGCGCCCUCGUGGGUCCGCUGGCCAACAACACCAAGUUCAAGGGAGUGGACAUCCUUCUCACCUCCCAGUGGCCCAAAGGUGUCUGGCAGUACGGAAACAACCCUGAGCUCAAUACGAAGUUCUGUGGAUCCAACUCCAUCGCCAGCCUGGCUGACAAGCUGAAGCCUCGCUACCACUUUGCGGCCACUGAGGGAGUUCACUAUGAGAGGCUGCCGUACAGAAAUCACGUGGUCCUUCAGGAGAACGCCCAGCACGUCAGCCGAUUCAUCUCCUUGGCCACCGUCAACAACCCCGCCAAGAAGAAGUAUCUGUACGCCUUCAGCAUUGUGCCGAUGAAGAGCAUGGACGCGGCGGAGCUGGUGAAGCAGCCCCAGGAUGUGACGGAGAACCCCUACCGUCGGGCGGGGAGGGAGGCGGGGAGGAUAGUCAUCCCCGAGGCUACAGGGGAGGAGGAGCCGGCUUCCCAGUUCUUCUUUGAUCUGAGCAAAAAGCAGGGCGGGGGGCACAGGGGCCGUGGCAGGAAGCGCCCUUCAGACGAAGACAGGCGUGGCCAGGGCCAGGCCUGGGACGGAGGGGACAGGCAGGGCCGGGGCCAGCCCCUGGAAGGAGACGGCCAGGCGUGGGGGGGAGACAUGCCACCCAAACAGCCCCGCAGGCCCCCCCAGCCCACUGGCCCCUGCUGGUUCUGUCUGGCCAGUCCUCAGGUGGAGAAACACCUGGUCAUCAGCAUUGGCACGCAUUGUUAUUUGGCCAUGGCGAAGGGAGGUCUAACCCCGCAGCACAUGCUGGUGCUGCCCAUCGGCCACAUCCAGGCUGUGGUGCACAUGGGCCAGGAGGAGGUGGAGGAGCUGCAGCGCUACAAGGAGGCCGUCCGCAGCUUCUACAAGAGCAAGGGGCUCCGCUGCGUGGUGUUCGAGAGGAACUACCGCAGCCAGCACCUACAGCUGCAGGUUGUACCUGUACCCAUGGACAAGUGUUCCUCUGAGGAAAUAAAGGAGGCCUUCAUGGUGCAUGCUGAGGAGCAACACAUAGAGAUGAUGGAGAUCCCAGAACACACAGACCUCAAACAGAUCGCUCCCCCUGGGACGCCCUACUUCUACGCGGAACUGGACUCCGGCGAGAAACUCUACCACCGCAUUCAGAAACACUUCCCUCUGCAGUUCGGCCGGGAGGUCCUGGCUAGCCAAGCCGUGCUGAACAUUCCCGAGCGGGCAGACUGGAAGGAGUGCAAGCAGACGAGAGAGGAGGAGGACGAGUGUUGCAAACGGCUGCGAGACGCCUUCCAGCCCUUCGACUUCGCCUUGGACGACUGAGAAAAAACGCCCGCGCGCGGGAGGAGGGAGUCUUUGUUUCUGGGUCGUAUACGGCAUCCAUGUUAAGCAAAAUGAACUGAAAUGGUAUCCUCGUUACGUUUUCGGAGUACACUGCCCAAUGUUUGUAAAGAAGGCGUCAUGCUUUAUUUUGUAAAAGGAAAUUGAUUAAACUCUUAACGUUUGGCAAAUU
Messenger RNA from Osmerus eperlanus (European smelt), 1997 nucleotides. RefSeq names its product CWF19 like cell cycle control factor 1 (gene cwf19l1). Gene Ontology annotation, cellular component: post-mRNA release spliceosomal complex. Gene Ontology annotation, molecular function: RNA lariat debranching enzyme activator activity. The record is from RefSeq and is a predicted model, not a curated record. The transcript is spliced from 14 exons. Lineage: Eukaryota; Metazoa; Chordata; Actinopteri; Osmeriformes; Osmeridae. Gene Ontology annotation, biological process: mRNA splicing, via spliceosome. The coding region runs from base 5 to 1807 and encodes 600 amino acids.